Molecule: messenger RNA, 444 nt
Organism: Trifolium pratense (red clover)
Lineage: Eukaryota; Viridiplantae; Streptophyta; Magnoliopsida; Fabales; Fabaceae
Product: caffeic acid 3-O-methyltransferase-like
Exons: 1
Coding region: 1-444 (147 amino acids)
Biological process (GO): methylation
Molecular function (GO): O-methyltransferase activity; S-adenosylmethionine-dependent methyltransferase activity; protein dimerization activity
Source: RefSeq, a predicted model, not a curated record
AUGGCCAACCUCUCUAAUGUGAUAGAAUUGGGUAAGAGUAGUGAAGAGAAGAAAGAAGCACAAGAAUUAGAAGAUGACGAAAGUUUCUCAUAUGCUAUGCCACUUUGCAACUUUAGUGUGUUCCCAAUGGCACUUCAAUCUACAGCUGAGCUUGGCAUUUUCGAUGUAUUGCAAAAAGCCGGUAAAGGUGCUCAAUUGUCGGCCGAAGAGAUUACGGCCCGUCUUUCAUGUAACAAUCCGGAUGCUCCUAAAAUGUUGGAUCGCAUUCUUUCUCUUCUUGCCUCACAUGAUGUGUUGAAGUGUUUGGUGUUUCAAGAUCAACAAAAACUUGAAUCCUUUCAUAGACUUUAUAGUAUGGCUCCUGUUGCUAAAUCUUUGCUCCUAAUUCUGAUGGUGUUUCAUCAGGACCAUUGUUGUCUUUCUUGCAAGAUAAGGUUUUAUUAG